Messenger RNA from Cimex lectularius (bed bug), 1568 nucleotides. Its product is annotated as BTB/POZ domain-containing protein 6-like. Gene Ontology annotation, biological process: neurogenesis. NCBI's taxonomy places the organism in Eukaryota, Metazoa, Arthropoda, Insecta, Hemiptera, Cimicidae. Gene Ontology annotation, molecular function: protein binding. Gene Ontology annotation, cellular component: cytosol; P-body. The record is from RefSeq and is a predicted model, not a curated record. The coding region runs from base 184 to 1512 and encodes 442 amino acids. The transcript has 6 exons.
AGGCCAUUAACCAAUUUGAAACAGUUUUUAUUUUUUUUAUUUCUACCUAUUGUAACAAGUAAAGGAUUGAUUUAGUAUACACCGGAGAGUAAAAGGAUCCGCUUAUUUUCUAGAAAAGGUCACAAUAAACUUUCCAGUUCGAGCACAACAAGCUUCCCAGGUCAAACAACAAAGUCAAAAGAGAUGACAAAUACUGUUAGAAGUAAGCAGGAUUGGCAGGUGAGUAAGACCAACAUCAAGGAUCGGUUUAAAGAACUUUUACUACUUUCUCAAUGGACAGAUUGCACUUUUUCUGUCGGAGAUGAAAACAUCGAGAUUAUUACAUGUCACAAAUUAGUGCUUGCUGUAAGCUCUCCUGUUUUUGAGGCUUUGUUUUAUGGCGGAUUGUGCAAUAAGGAUGAGGUGAUCUCAGUGCCAGACAUACAACCUUAUAUUUUCAAGCAGUUUUUAAUGUAUAUUUAUUCGGAUUCCCUCGAUUUGAAAACAGUUGAGGACGCAGGCGGAUUGCUGUAUGUGGCUAAGAAGUAUUUGAUGCCACAGCUAGCUAGAAUAUGUAUAGACUACCUACUGGAAUCGACGGGUAUCAAAACCAUGUGGGACAUUCUGCUCAUUGCUGAAGCUCUUAACGAAGAAGAACUUUUAAGCAUAUGUCUUAAGGUGAUGGCAAGCUAUCCAUAUGAAGUGUGGUCUUCAGAAAAUGAACAUAUGAGUAGGAACACAUUGUCAAAGCUUCUCGAUCAGAAAAUUAUGAACAUGCGAGAAAUUGAACUUUGGAAACUUGUCUUAGAUUGGUGUCAGAAAGAGUGCCAAUUGAGUGGGAUCAAAUCUUCCCCAGAUAACAUGAGGUCAGUUCUGGAUUCAAUGGACGUUCUCAAGAAAAUUAGAUUUCUUGCUCUUCCACUGAAGGAAUUUGUUAAAGUGAGAGAAUCUGGGAUUUUGAAGAGGGAUGAGUGCGAUCUGCUUGAAUCUCUGAUUAUGAAGAAAGUCGGCCUUAUCGAGGACUUUCCAAUGCACCUGAACCCUGAAUACCUGCCGAGAACGGAGGUGAAGCCGUUGAUUUGGAGAUGCAACAGAGAACUGGUUAAAGGCGACCGCUCCCUCAUUUGCAGUGGGCCGAUGAAAACCAAACUCAAAUCCCAGUCAAAGGUCCUAGUCACGGGCUUUGAAGUCGUAACACGCAGUUCGACCAUAUCGUAUUCUUGUGGUUUGUAUAGAGAGAGAAUUGUGGCAGUUGUAGAAGAUGAUAAAGGAAACAUGCUCACUGAAGUUGAACAUGACGGUAAUGCAGAGUUCAACUCAUUCCAAACUGUAUAUCUCAAGCAGCCAAUUUGGUUUGAGGCAAACACUGUCUAUAACGUUCGGUGCAUCUUCUCCACAGGGGUUUAUCCUCUCUGCUGUUUUUCAUCUAUAAUACGUUCUAAAGGCACAACAUUCGAGUUUGAUGAUAAAACUGAAGCAGGAAAUUUUGUUACUAAAGGAAGCUUUAUUACUUCUAUUUUAUAUUCAAUAUAAAUGUCCUUUAAAUUUUCUCUAAAAUGUGAUAUUACAACAGUAGUAUAAAUAAAAAC